Molecule: messenger RNA, 643 nt
Organism: Ornithodoros turicata
Lineage: Eukaryota; Metazoa; Arthropoda; Arachnida; Ixodida; Argasidae
Product: venom metalloproteinase BumaMPs1-like
Exons: 5
Coding region: 23-643 (206 amino acids)
Source: RefSeq, a predicted model, not a curated record
ACACAAUGCCUCAUUUGCUCAUAUGAUAAGAAGCACAAUGACAACCUUCCUGCUCCGGCUGACCCGUACUUCGGCGCUGUUCGUGUACGCCGUUAUCACCUUGUGCACUACUGCCAACAGAUCAUUUGCAGCACAUCUGCGUGACACCGUCGUCUACCCGAGGAUCAUUGAUGCUAGAAACGACGUCAACGUAAAGGUGCUCCAUGUCCGCUCCGACCUGAUCUUCAACCUGGAGCCUGCUUCCGUUCUUGGAGACACCAUAACCGUGAUAACGGAUAACAGCAACAGGAAAGAAGUGGACACAGAUUACUUGAAAAAACGCCUGUACCAGGACGUGGAAAACUCCGCCUCUUUGUACUUAGAGGACACGGAUGCUGGAAUUUUGACGGAAGGCGUCUUAGGGAAUCAAUUAAGGAUAGAGCCCUUCAGGGAUGUGUCCGCAAGGCAAGAUGGUGCCAUUCCUCAUAGGAUCUUUGAAAUCGAUGGCUCUGCAGACUAUUCUGGGGAUACUGCAUAUACUUCCAGUGUAGCAUUGUUGUUGGAAAGUUUCGUGGACGGAAAGUCUGACCACUGGCUCCAGUUGAACCAACUUCGGAGGUUUCCUAGGAUGGAGAAGUUGGUUUGUGCCGGAUGCAAGUACUGA